Messenger RNA from Amoebophrya sp. A25, 178 nucleotides. Lineage: Eukaryota; Dinophyceae; Syndiniales; Amoebophryaceae. The record is from the annotation of a GenBank genome assembly.
CCUGGAAACGUCACUCGCACAAUUGAGGAGCAGUGGACGAUGUAUCAAUGGAAUUCACUCGUUAAUAUGUAGUGGAUGUGGAGGUAACGAAAAUCGGGUGAGCGUGUUAGCAAUAGCAAUCGGAGCGUCUUCUGCGAAGCCAAUGAUUCUGCCACCGUAUAUCAUGUAUCGGACCUGA